AUGCAUCCGUACAAGAGACAUCUGCUACAGAGCUCGAACUGUACGCUUGAGAAACCCGAGGGUGAAGAUCAGCCUUCUGCUUAUGGGUCGAUGGUUUCGCUGCACAACCCGUCUGAACCGGUGGAUACAAGGGAACGGUGGGUCCAGGAAGUUGCCGAACCUCCGAAUAAGGUGUCAGAACGUCAAGCAACAUCUUCGCCUUCUUCAAAUGGGUCGAGUUUGAACGUGGGGUCAGUGCGGUCUAAGAGGACACGGUCAGUAGAUCUAUCGCACAUGUACUUGUUGAAUGGAUCUCUGGACACUCAGUUGACCUUCACAAAUGAAUCAGUAGCGGAUAUGUCGCACCAGGCGGUCAGUAAGUAUCUGGGUGAGGACAGUAACACAUCCUUGGUGCCAAGAUUAAAGACUAUUGAGAUGUACAGAGAGAACGUAAAGAAGUCGAAGGAUGCCAACCUCUUAUUCCAAUUUGCACAGUAUAUGUUGCAAACUGCGUUGACUAUGGAUGAUAAUGAGCAGCCGGUUGGUGGUAGUGAGUCGAUGAACCAGAGUGAACUCAAGAGGAAAUUUUUGAAAGAAGCUGUCCACUACUUGAGAAAACUUAGUGUGAAAGGCUAUGCUGAUGCUCAAUACUUGUUGGGCGAUGUGUGUGCUUCGGGAGCUCUGGGGAAGGUCGAGAAUAAAGAAGCGUUUACGUUAUUCCAAGCUGCGGCCAAACAUGGGCAUAUAGAAAGUGCUUAUAGGACAGCUUACUGCUUCGAAGAAGGGUUGGGGACCACUAGGGACUCGCGUAAGGCGCUGGAUUUUUUAAAAUUUGCAGCUAGUAGGAAUCACCCCUCUGCCAUGUAUAAACUGGGACUUUAUUCUUUCUAUGGACGUAUGGGGUUGCCUACAGACGUUAACACUAAGCAAAAUGGUAUCAAAUGGCUUUCGCGUGCUGCCGCUAGGGCCAAUGAAUUAACUUGUGCUGCACCUUACGAGCUGGCAAAGAUCUAUCAAAAUGGGUUUAUCGAUAUAAUUAUCCCAGAUGAAAAAUACGCCACUGAGUUGUACAUCCAGGCAGCUACCUUGGGUCAUGCUCCGUCUUCGACGUUGCUGGGACAAAUCUACGAGACGGGGAACGAUACAAUUCAGCAGGACACAAGUUUGUCAGUUCACUAUUAUACACAAGCUGCACUGAAAGGAGAUCCCGUUGCUAUGCUAGGACUCUGUGCAUGGUACUUGAUUGGUGCAGAACCCGCAUUUGCAAAGGAUGAAAAUGAAGCGUUUCAAUGGGCCCUGAGAGCUGCUACAGCUGGUUUCCCAAAAGCACAGUUCACACUGGGAUACUUCUAUGAAAAGGGGAAAGGUUGUGAGUCUAAUAUGGACAAUGCUUGGAAAUGGUACGAGAAAGCUGCAAAGAAUAAGGAUCCUCGAGCUUUGGCCAAAAUGAAGCAACGCGAACCGGUAAAGGAUCAACUCAGCCUCAAUAAGAAGCACAAGAAAUCAAAGAGUGUAAGCACAAUCAACCUUUUCAAGAGCUUUGAUGGAUCUUCCAGUGAAAAUUGGGACGAUCAAACCAAACCUAGUGGUCUUUUCACAGAUCCCGAUCAAUCGAAUCAGGGAAAUAGCAGCGCAAAUGAAAUUGUUCAAGCGCAACCAGGUCCACAAAUCAACAGUACUACUGUUCCAAUUAAGCAAGCAUUAAAUCCAAGUCAAAACGUACCACAGGAAAAGAAGAACUUAAAAAAACUAAAAAUCAGGCAAAGACUGUGUCUUGAUGUAGAAGACAUAUUGCAGUGCAUAUAUGGUUACAAAACUCGCCAUAUAAAUGGACUAUAG
Messenger RNA from Torulaspora delbrueckii, 1818 nucleotides. RefSeq names its product Skt5p (gene SKT5). The record is from RefSeq and is a predicted model, not a curated record. The transcript has a single exon. The coding region runs from base 1 to 1818 and encodes 605 amino acids. NCBI's taxonomy places the organism in Eukaryota, Fungi, Ascomycota, Saccharomycetes, Saccharomycetales, Saccharomycetaceae. Gene Ontology annotation, molecular function: protein binding.